Molecule: messenger RNA, 5405 nt
Organism: Amphiprion ocellaris (clown anemonefish)
Lineage: Eukaryota; Metazoa; Chordata; Actinopteri; Pomacentridae
Gene: chpfa
Product: chondroitin polymerizing factor a
Exons: 4
Coding region: 214-2508 (764 amino acids)
Cellular component (GO): Golgi cisterna membrane
Molecular function (GO): glucuronosyl-N-acetylgalactosaminyl-proteoglycan 4-beta-N-acetylgalactosaminyltransferase activity
Source: RefSeq, a predicted model, not a curated record
CAGGCGGGGGGAGGAGCCAGGUAGCAGCCCGACUGACACGUAACAAUCCUGCGUAAAAAUUUAAGGAAGAAGCUGCAUCUUUUUUUCUUAAGUUGACUCUGGAUCCCAGUGGCUGACUUCAGACUUGAUGUACAGUUGAGUGUCCCGGACCAGAGGCCUGUUUGUCGGCGGACUGAAGCGGGACCGUCAGCCGGAGAGAGCCCGACGCUCAAAAUGAGAUUUUCACUGUUUAUUUCUGUCCUGCGGUCGCUCGGCCCGGUGAUUAUCGGCGUUUCUCUGGGCUUCACGCUGAGUUUACUGAGUGUACACUGGACUGAAGAAGCGUGUUAUCUAGACGAGGGUGAGGAUGUGACUUCGGGUCAGGACGGACUCCUCAAAGGAGCCCGAAAACCAAACUCCAUAUCGGCUGUCAACGAAGUGGAGUCGGAGGAGGAUUUCGAGCCGAGGAUAGUCCCAUACAAACAAGUCCAACCGAGCGCCCCGAAGAAAGUUUUCAGGGCUAAGUACAUAAGCACGGAGCUGGGGAUGCGAGAGCGUCUGUUCGUCGGGGUCCUGACAUCUAAAAACACCAUUAACACUCUGGGGGUUGCCGUCAAUCGCACCAUUAGCCAUCACCUGGACACGGUGAUCUUCUUCACCGGCUCACGCAACCGCAAAGUCCCUCAUGGCAUGUUUGUGGUUUCGCACGGAGACGAGAGACAGAUAUGGAACAUGUUUCAGACCAUUAAAUACAUUUUAGAGCAUUGCAUCAAUGAAUAUGACUGGUUCUACUUCGUCCAAGACGACGCCUACACGGAAGCUGACAGGGUCAAAUCCCUGGUGGAACAUCUGAGCAUGGAUCGGGAGCUUUACAUGGGCAGUCCUGAGGAGUUCAUCGGCGGGGAGAUGGAAGGGAAGUACUGCUAUGGAGGCUUUGGGUAUCUUCUGUCACGAAGUUUGCUUCUGCGACUCCAGCCUUUCCUGGAAAACUGCAGGAAUGACAUCCUGAGCGCCAGGCCUGACGAGUGGCUCGGAAGGUGCAUCAUAGAUUACACCAACAAAAACUGUGUCAGUGAGUAUGAGGGACUUAAGUACCACCAUUAUGAGUUGGGAAAAAACUCUGAUCCAAGUAAAGAGCAGAGUGAACAGUUUAAGAAUGCUCUGACCGUCCAUCCAGUGUCUGACCCUGAACAGAUGUACCGGCUGCACAGACACUUCACAGAGAUUGAACUCCAGAAGACUUACGAUGAGAUUGCUAAGCUGCAGGCAGAAAUAAAGAAUGUGAGUGUGGUUGCGUUUGACGGCAACCGAAGCGCCCAGUGGCCAGUGGGGAUCAAUCCACCGUUUGAGCCAAAGUCUCGAUUUGAGGUUCUGAAGUGGGAAUACUUUACAGAGGAGGAGAUUUAUUCGUGCAUCGAUGGCUCUCCCAAGUGUGAGCUACGUGGCAUUGACCGCAUGGAUGUAGCUGAUGUCAUUGACACGGCCAUAGCAGAGCUGAACAAGAAGUACAUGCCCACCUUACACCUGAAGAAGCAGCAGCUGAUUAAUGGCUACAGGCGCUUCGACCCCAUCAGGGGCAUGGAGUACACCUUAGACCUUCAGCUGGAAGUUGUUAAUCAGAAAGGUCACAGCCGUUCCAUCACUAAGAGGGUUCACCUUGUGCGACCUUUGAGCCGCAUAGAGAUCAUUCCCAUGCCCUACGUCACCGAAGCUACAAGGGUCCACAUCAUUAUACCUCUUGCGCUGCAAGACCGGAACUUUGUCAGUCAUUUCCUGGAAGUCUUUGCCUCAAACGCCUUUGAGACCAACGAAAACGCCAUCUUAACGUUCCUGUUUAUUUAUGACCCAGUGGAGGCGCAGCAAGUUAACCAGAAUGAUAUAUUUGCCAGUGUGAAGGCUCAGAUAAAUGCUUAUGAACGGAAAUAUUCUACAGUAAAAAUCCCGUGGAUAAGUGUGAAGACGGAAACACCAUCCCAGAUCAAAUUCAUGGACAUCAUCUCAAAGAAACACCCAGUCGACACCUUGUUCUUCUUGGCUAAAGUCACCACAAACAUGAAUUCAGAGUUCCUGAACCGCUGUCGCAUGAAUUCCAUAAACAACUGGCAGGUUUUCUUCCCCAUCCACUUCCAGGAGUUCAACCCCGAUGUGGCCUAUCACAACCAGCCACAUCCAGCCACAGUGGAUCUGGUCAAGGAUGCUGGCCAUUUUGACCGCAGGUCAUUUGAGGAAUCGUGCUUUUACAACUCGGAUUACAUGACGACACGCACUCGAAUGGUGGCGGACGUCCAGGAGAACGAGGAGAUUCUAGAGAGCCUGGAUAUCUAUGACAUGUUCGUAAAGUAUUCAGGCCUACAUGUAUUCAGAGCAGUAGAGCCAGCAUUACAUCAGCAAUACCACUACCAAGACUGCAACCCAAGACUCAGCGAGGACAUCUAUCAUAGAUGUGUUCAGAGCAACUUGGAAGGCAUCGGUUCGCGCUCCCAGCUCGCCAUACUGCUGUUUGAGCAAGAACAAGGAAACAGCACUUGAAAAUACCAACGAAACCUCUGCUCCUGGAAGUGUUUAAAUGGAUGUUCAAAGAUGUGUGUUUGUUGUAAUAGCUUCUGGGUGCAAGCUAGAAUUUGGGGAGAAAAGGAGCAACACAUGUACUGCCACCCAUACGUUAAACCUGACAUUUUCCCCAAAUACAACCCAUGUUUGGGGUUGUAGCUGAAUACGGGACUCCGCCUGACAUUCUGUAUCUUCCUGUGUGCAUCAAGGGCUAUUUGGUUUGCUUGAAUUCUUAGCUAGUUUGGAAAAAUGAAUGCAGUACUUUCCUAAAGAAACCCUUUGACAUAAUACUUUUUCAUACAGAACCAAAUAUUGUUGCUAGUCUGACAAAUUUCAAAAUUGCAUUAAGCGAUUUUGACAAGUAGAGAACAGAACUUCACAGCAGCAGAGAGUUUUCAUUCUUGUGGUUAAAGCGUCCACCACACAGGGCUCCGUACAUAACCCAUUGGAGCUGGCAUUCAUUGGGAGUUUAUCCUUGGUUGGGUUCACAAACUUCUAGAAGAGGUACUUUGCGCUCUACAGUUUUGCAAGCAUUAGGCUUAUUUGAGCUAAUCUACUGCAGACAGCUGCUGAAGAAAACCAAAUGAACCAAAACAAUGAGUUGCAAGUGACAAAAAAAAGCUUUAGUGGGUUGUGGCUUUUCGGUGGAAUCGAGGUACUAGCAGCAGCAGCAACGCAUUUAAAGAAUGUGCUUUGAUUUAAUGUUAAUGUCAAAGGUACUUUAAUUUGGAGCUUCAGUGACUGGCUCAAAUAGACUUACAUUGGUAUAUUGCACCGCAGCUGGUUUGCCCCUUCACACAGGGGCGUCGAAACUUUGCACUUUUGAUAUUUACUGAUUUAAGUAUUUGCAAAAGUGCGUCUUUGUACAUGUGCCUUGACACUGACUUUUCAUAUGUUAGCUGUACUGAAAUUAUCUUUGCAUGGUUGUGCAGUCCACCCUUCAGGUGACGCACAUCAGAUUAUUUUCAUUAGAGUUUAAAUAUUGUUACAGCAUUAAUACCUGUUUGAAUGAAUGGGAGAUAUUACCUCUCACUGUGGAUUACGCCUGUUACAGCUGGGAGAUAUAAGUGGGGUCUUUGGUAACUUUACACUUUAUAUAGGCGACUUUGAAAUCCUCCACAGGCUGCACAUGUGCCUCGAACCAGGGAAGAGUUUUCUGGACACUACCUGUUGGUCUCCAUAUAUACUAGAUAAAGAUGUGUGUGAUCCAGUAGGCCAGCACUCUAGUGUUCUAUUUACUGAGUGUUUCUCUCCUUGAAACUUUUUGAUGUUGCAAGGAAAUUUACAUGCAGGAGGCAAAGGAGAAUAAUGAAUAAUGGCAGGGAAAAUCACCUUGUCUGAAGUGAUUGCCCAGUUUUUUUUUUUUCCCAAGAGUCCUCCUUGAAGUAAGUGGUACUUAUACAUAGAAUUUAAUUAGCUUAGAAAUGAUUGAAAUUAAGAAUGUAUGAGACAUUUCCACAUCACCAAGUAUAGAGAGUUUAUAUAACCUAAAAGAAAAAUGUUUAGCUGUUCCAAAGUAUGUCGGACUGUAUUGUUAAAGAUUUUCUAAGUCAUUGAAUGGUGUCAUUGUCCUCCAUUUAGUGAGCUCAGUGGUAGGAAUGGCUGCUUUCUCCCAGCUGUAGUAAAACCCUCUGGGAGGUCUUUUCUACAUCACUGAGAGGUAGUGGAGGUAGCGGUACUGAACACCAGAGAGUUAUUAGUAUAUUCUAAUGUGCAAUACUACAGAUAACACAGCUCGAUAGACGUCUGUGGAGGACAGGACUUUGACUUCUCAUUUCAAAGACAUUUGCCUCAAAUACAGCAGUGUGUGUAUUAAAGUACUGUUUAUGACUCAUACUUUCUGUUUAAUGCUGAGUAAAUACACUGUAAUUUCUUUUGACAAGACCUUUUAUGUAUUUUGCUGACACUAGACACUUUUUGUCAUCAAAUGUACUUUGAGAUACAUAAAAUUAAGGCAAGUCCUUUUAUUUAACUGUAAUUGGAUUUAAUGCGUAUGCUGGAAACACUACAUCCACAGCGGUGGUCCUAAACAGUUUUUUCUGUUAUCUGCCAUGUGAACACAAACCAUUGAGGUCAGGUUUUUGCUGACUUUUUGCAUUCAUUUUCUAACGCAUCUCUUUCUUAUUGAGAGCAGUCUUUCACUGUGACAGUGCACCAGCUGACGUGGUAUGAAUGUUCUUCGAAGAGUAUGAUGCUAAUAAUGCGCGGGAUUGGAAAAAUGAAUCUUAACCACUGUGAAACAUGGAGGGCUGAGAUUACAGUAUGAAGUUAUUGUGGUGAUCUGCGUUGUCUUUGCCUUCUGUAGACACGAGAAGCCUAAAAUUAUGGGAGCGGCAGAUUAAUCACCCUGUGUUGUUUAACACACAUCGCUGAGCGAAGGCUCUUAAGUAUUUUGUCCAUAAUUUAUUUAUCUGUCAUAUCUCCUGAAUUAUGCAGAUUCUAAAUACUUCUGCACCAACUGAGGGUUUCUUGACAUUCUCUGUACAUGUAUAAAUAUUUUAUAGACACUCUAUUUUUAAACCUUUUUUAGCUUUAUUUACACAGCAAUUGAUAUUUUAAUAUUUUUGUGACCAAAUCAAACAUAUGCUUUAACUUUGUCUUUAAUGCUUUUGAAAUUAUGCCAUGAAAUCUGUGCUUUUCACUCUCAUUUUGAAUCAAGUAAUUAAUUUAAUUCAUUCCGAAACACAGGCAAUUACAAGUUUUUGAAUUCCAUUGUUGUUUGGACCCAUUGGUUUACAUUGUUUUAUGCACGUGGGUACUCGAAAAAACCAAAGCAAUACAUUUUAUUAAUGUCUGUCACAUGUAAUUGUGUGCUGUAAUUCCUAAUAAACUGUGAAUUAUUAUAAUUUUUAAAUAAAGAAUAUUUGGAAAUACCA